Messenger RNA from Drosophila biarmipes, 981 nucleotides. RefSeq lists its product as uncharacterized. Bases 119 to 745 code for a protein of 208 amino acids. The transcript has a single exon. NCBI's taxonomy places the organism in Eukaryota, Metazoa, Arthropoda, Insecta, Diptera, Drosophilidae. The record is from RefSeq and is a predicted model, not a curated record.
UUAUUUUGAUAUUUCCCGCACUUAGAAAUGAAUCGAUUUCGAGACACACUGACGCACAGAUUUAUUAAUCGGAGACACAGAAACACCCUGGUAUUCCUAACAAAUUCGUGAUUAGUGGAUGGAGCUGGCCAGGAUUUGGACACCGAUCCUCUUACUGCUAGUACUGCACCCUUUCGGCGGCAUCCUGGCCUACAUUAGUCACAGCCAUUGCAAGGAAUGUGAUCAGUACAAGAACACAGUGCCCGAGAGAUGCAAGUACAUGCUGGAGGAGGAGCAGGUCUUCGAGCGAAAGUGUGGCGGUACCUAUCCGCUGAUGGCGUUCACCAAAUUCCGGGAUACCUUCGUGAAGACCGGGGAACCAUUUGCCCUCUAUAUGCCCAAUACUUUGGAUCAUGUGAUGGUGCUCAUGAAGGAUUCGGCCCUCCAGAGCUGCGAACGCCUUCAACUGGCCGAUGUGACCACGUUCUUCUGCCUGGACGAUAACAGCAAUGAGACGAUUAAAUUGGAUUUGGCUCACAUGUACUGCUUCCCAUUUCACAUCCAGCUGCCGGAUGAUUUGAUGCAGGAGUGCCUCACGGAGAACAAGAUGAGCAAGAGGCAUCUGGACGAUGUCCUCCGCACCCGACGCGGCGUUAUCCACUAUACCUUCGGCGAGAGUCGGGGCCAUCGUUGGUGUAUUUCUGGAUAUUCCUGGGUACUUCUCCUCCAGUUCCCCCAGCUCCUCCGGCUCCUCCUGCUCCCCUGAUGAGUCGUAAAUUUUUAUGCGAGCUGGAGCUGCCAUAAAGAUUGAUCGCUUAAGCCAAGGGGGAUAUGGCAUUAAACAAAAAUGGCAAUACAAAAAAAAAUGAAGUAAAGUAAAUAUAUAUAUGUAAUGAAUUGGUAGCCUUAUCGCUGGCCUUGCUCCUGGCCAUCUCCUUUGGAACCGCGGAGCCCUUGUUGAGUAUUUAUUUAUGGCAGAACAAAUUAAACUGUAUUAACGCA